This is a messenger RNA of Daldinia childiae, 825 nucleotides long. RefSeq lists its product as uncharacterized. The record is from RefSeq and is a predicted model, not a curated record. The transcript has 2 exons. NCBI's taxonomy places the organism in Eukaryota, Fungi, Ascomycota, Sordariomycetes, Xylariales, Hypoxylaceae. The coding region runs from base 1 to 825 and encodes 274 amino acids.
AUGGCCAAGGAACGAGUUGAGAAGCCCCACAAGAAGGCUGAAAAGCCAGAGAAGAAGGUCUCCAAGGACAAGGUGAAGAAGCAGAAGAAGGAAAAGUCGAAGCGUGUAGAGACGCCCGAGGACUCUGAUAAUGAGUCCAGAAAGCUAGAAGAUACCCCGGUAGCAGCUGAGGAAUCUUCGGCCGAGUCUGAGGUCAAGCCUAAGAAGGAAAAGAAGUCCAAGAAGGCCGCCCUCGAGAAAGCAGUAGCCGAGAGCGCAUCUAACGGCACUAAACUCCCCGUGCGCCCCACCGUCAAGGACUCCGAUUCCUCUUCCGAUUCCUCGGACGAUGACGACGACGAUGACAACGGCCCAGCUCUCUUCACAAUCGACACGAAGCCCACGCCCAUCGACCCGAACUCCAUCCCGCAAAAAGCCUACGCAGCAGACGAAGACGACAAGAUGUCUCUCUCGGACGGCGACGGCGGCGAAUCCAAGGGCCCGAAGAAGAUGAAGCCGCCCACGGGUCUAAACCGCCAGGCGCGCCGCCGCAUCCGCAUCAUCGAGAAGCAGCGCGAGAAGAUCGCCAAGGAGCUCGGCGGCGCGACCGCGGCCGCCGACGAGGUCCAGGCCAAGCUGGACAAAUGGGUCGAGGAUUACGACAGCAAGGCGGCCGCGCGCAUCGAGAAGAAGCAGCGCCGCAAGGACAAGGAGGCCGCGCGCAUCCGCAACAAGAAGGGCAAGCUUCUGACUGGACGCCGUCUCAAGGAGCGCAAGAAGGUGCUUGAUAAGAUGGAUAAGAAGGCUUCUAAGAGACAGGGUCUGUCUGCGCAGAAUGUGGCGUGA